AUGAGGGUUCUGAGUUGGUGCUUGCUAUCGAAACAGAGAGGGGUUUCGAUAAAGGUGGGAACUUUGAGAAAGGAAAUUGAGAAUGAUCAAAGUGGUUUUGGGGUAUUUAGAGAUGGUGAUGAGUUUGGGAGUAAGUUGUGUGAGAAUGAGAAUCGAUUCGGUGAUCGUGAUUGGAAAGGUUUUAUUAAUGAUGAAGGGAAAUUCGAGGGGAGAAAAAGCGAAAAGUUAGGCGGUGUGGAAGGAAAUGAAAGAAAUGAAGGUGCUUUUAAGGAAAUAAAGGAAGGGGAUAAAGAUGAGGGGAGUAAUUGGAGUGAGAUUGGGAAUGAAGGCGAUGAUCGUGAUUUGAGGGGUAUUGAAGAUGAAAUGGAAAUAAAGGAAUGGGAUAGAGAUCAGGAGGGGAUUAAGUGGAGUGACAUUGGGAAUGAAGGUGGUGAUCGUGAUUUGGAGGGUAUUAAAGAUGAGAUGACAAACCCUAAAAAUCUAAGUGUUGUGGAAGGAAAUGAAGGUGCUUUGAAGGGAACAAAGGAAGGGGAUGAAGAUAAAGAGGGGAGUAAGUGGAGUGAGAUUAUGAAUGAAGAUGAUGAUCAUGAUUUGGAGGGUAUUAAAGAUGAGACGGAAAUCAAAGAGAGAAACACUGAAAAGCGUAGUGAUGUGGAAGAAGAUGAAGGUGGGAGGGAGAUUAAGAAUGAAGGCAGUGAUCGUGAUUUGAAGGGUGUUAAAGAUGAGGCGAAAAUCAAAUAG
Daucus carota subsp. sativus is the source of this 741-nucleotide messenger RNA. RefSeq lists its product as uncharacterized. The transcript has 3 exons. Bases 1 to 741 code for a protein of 246 amino acids. Lineage: Eukaryota; Viridiplantae; Streptophyta; Magnoliopsida; Apiales; Apiaceae. The record is from RefSeq and is a predicted model, not a curated record.